This is a messenger RNA of Stomoxys calcitrans (stable fly), 3648 nucleotides long. RefSeq lists its product as uncharacterized. The transcript has 2 exons. The record is from RefSeq and is a predicted model, not a curated record. Bases 61 to 3444 code for a protein of 1127 amino acids. Lineage: Eukaryota; Metazoa; Arthropoda; Insecta; Diptera; Muscidae.
UAGGGAAUAGUAACUGUUUACUUUCGAAAUCGGUUAGUCGCAAUCUCACAGUAGGAAACGAUGAAACUUCUUGUUUUAACCACCUCUCUGGUCAUUUGCCUAACGGCAAUUGUCGUCAAUGUCAACUCAAAACCUAUUGAUGUGAAUAGUGCUGCUGCUAACGAAGAAGAAUGGAUGUCCCCAAGAGAUUUGCUAGAAUCUGGUUUGUCACCCAACGCAAAACAAAUUGCUGUGGAGGAUACUACUGAAGGCUCUGGCGCAACAGCAGAAGUUUCAGCAAGCACCGAAGGUAACGCUCUGCCCGAAACUACCGAAACUACUGUUGGAACAGAAACUCCUGCAACCACCGUAGGUCCCGAAACCACAGAGGGAUCAGCUAGUCAUGAACCUCCCGCAAGCACUGCAGAUGACCCUGUAACUACAGUAGCUCCCGAAACAACAACAACAGCAGUAAGUACAGAAGCACCCGAAAGCACAGAAGGUUCCGAAAGCACAGAAGCUCCAGAAACCACAGAAUCUGUUGAAACAACAAAGGGGCCAGCUAGUACAGAAGCUCCUGAAACAACAGAGAGAUCAGAUAGUUCAGAGGCUCCUGAAACCACGGAGGGACCAGCUAGUACUGUGGCUCCAGAAAACACAGACGGCCCCGUUACUACAGAAUCUCCUGUAUCAACAGAGGGACCAGAUAGUACCGAAACAACUCAAGGUCCUGCAAGCACAGAAACCACAGGAGAUCCCGUAAGCACAGCAGCUCCUGAAACAACAGAAGAACCAGCUAGUACAGAUGCUCCCGAAACAACAGAAAGUUCAGUUAGUACGGAAGCUCCAGAAACCACAGAAGGCCCCGUUAAUUCACAAACUCCCGAAACAACAGAUGGACCAUCAAGUACUGAAGCUCCAAAAACCACAACCGUUGCUACAGAAACUCCUGAAACUUCAGAAGGACCUGUGACUACAGAAGCCCCAGAGACCACAGAAGGCCCCGUUAGUACAGAGACUACUGAAGGUCCGGUAAGCACAGAAGCACCCGAAACCACAGAAGGCCCAGUUAGUACAGAAGCUCCCGAAACAACAGAGGGACCAUCUAGUACUUCAGCUCCCGAAACCACAACCGAUGUUACAGAAACUCCCGAUGCUACAGACGGACCCGUUAGUACAGAAACCACAGAAGGCCCAGUUAAUACAGAAGCACCCGAAACAACACAGGGACCAGGAAGUACUGAAGCUCCCGAAACCACAACCGUUGUUACAAAAAUUCCCGAAACUACAGAAGGCUCUGUGACUACAGAAGCCCCAGAGACCACAGAAGGCCCCGUUACUACAGAAGCUCCCGAAACAACUGAGGGACCAUCUAGUACUUCAGCUCCCGAAACUACAACCGUUGUUACAGAAGUUCCCGAAACUACAGAUGGCCCUGUGACUACAGAAGCCUCAGAUACCACAGAAGGCCCCGUUAGUACAGAAGCUCCCGAAACAACUGAGGGACCAUCUAGUACUUCAGCUCCCGAAACUACAACCGUUGUUACAGAAGUUCCCGAAACUACAGAUGGCCCUGUGACUACAGAUGCCUCAGAUACCACAGAAGGCCCCGUUAGUACAGAGACUACUGAAGGUCCUGUAAGCACAGAAGCACCCGAGACCACAGAAGCCCCCGUUAGUACAGAAGCUCCCGAAACAACAGAGGGACCAUCUAGUACUUCAGCUACCGAAACUACAACUGUUGUUACAGACACUCCCGAAACUACAACUGUUGUUACAAACACUCCUGAAACUACAGAGGGUCCAGUUAGUACAGAGACUACUGAAGAUCCUGUAAGCACAGAAGCCCCCGAAACCACAGAAGGUCCAGUUAGUACGGAAGCUCCCGAAACAACAAAGGAGCCAGCAAGUACUGAAGAUCCCGAAACUACAACCGUUGAGACAGAAACUCCCGAAACAACAGAGGGCACUGUUAGUACAGAGACUACUGAAGAUCCUGUAAGCACAGAAGCCCCCGAAACCACAGAAGGUCCAGUUAGUACGGAAGCUCCCGAAACAACAGAGGAGCCAGCAAGUACUGAAGAUCCCGAAACCACAACCGUUGAGACAGAAACUCCUGAAACAACAGAGGGCACAGUUAGUACAGAAACUCCUGAAACCACAGAAGGGCCCGUUGGAACAGAAGCUCCUGAAACAACAGAGGGACCAUCUAGUACUACUGCUCCCGAAGUCACAACUGUUGUUACAGAGACUCCCGAAACAACAGAAGGUCUCGUUAGUACAGAAGCUCCCGAAGCAACAGAUGGACCAGCAAGUACUGAAGCUCCCGAAACCACAACCGUUGUUACAGAAACUCCCGAAACAACAGAGGGCCCAGUUAGCACAGACGCUACCGAAACAACAGAGCGACCAGCUAGUACAGAAGCUCCAGAAACGACAAAGGGACCAGCUAGUACAGAAACAACAGAAAGCACUGUAAGCACAGAAGCUCCUCCAGAAACCACUGAAACUCCCGUCAGCACAGCAGCUCCUGAAACAACAGAAGAACCAGCUAGUACAGAAACCACCAAUACCACAGAAGGCCCAGUUAGCGAAAGCACAAAAGUUCCCGAAACCACAGAAGGUCCCGUUAGUACCGAAGCUCCUGAAACUACAACCGCUUUAACAGAGAAUCCCGAAACAACAGACGAUACAGUGAGUACUGUACCUCCAGAAACUACAACAGUUGUUACAGAAACUCCCGAAACUACAGAGGCCCCCGUUAGUAGUACUGAAGCUCCUCAAACAACAGAGAAACCAUCAAGUACAGAUGCUCCCGAAACGACAACCGUUGCUACAGUAACAUCCGCAACUACAGAAAGACCUGUUACUACAGAAGAACCCGAAACCACUACCGUUGCUACCGAAACUUCCAAAACGACAGAGCGACCAGCUAGUACAGGAGGUCCCGAAACUACAAAGGCUCCCGAAACAACAGAGGGCCCUGCUAGUACAGAAACUCCAGAAACCACGGAAGGCCCUGUUAGUACGGAGACUACAGAAGGUCCUGUAAGCACGGAAGCUCCUGAAACCACUGAAGGCCUCGUUAGUACAGAAGCUCCCGAAACAACAGAUGGAGCAGCAAGUACUGAAGCUCACGAAACGACAACCGUUGCUACAGUAACUUCCGAAACUACAGAGGCCCCCGUUAGUAGUACUGAAGCUCCUCAAACAACAGAGAAACCAUCAAGUCCCGAAACGACAACCGUUGCUACAGUAACUUCCGAAACUACAGAAAGACCUGUUACUACAGAAGAACCCGAAACCACUACCGUUGCUACCGAAACUUCCGAAACGACAGAGCGACCAACUAGUACUGGAGCUCCCGAAACUACAAAGGCUCCCGAAAGUACAGAAGCUCUCGAAACCACAACCGUUGUUACACAAACAUCAGACACUACCAAGGGUUCAAUAGAAAAUCACUAAACCAGAUAAUCAAGAAUAUACCGAAGGUCUAGAAAUUAAUAUACGACAAUUCGAAACAUUGUACAUGCAUGUAAAUAAAUAGAAAUAAACUAAAGCUUUUAAGCAAAUUUUGUAUAAAAACCUGCUCUAAAAACUAAGUUCAGUAAAAAAGCCAGAAACUGCUUUUACUAUUGUUAAUUAAAUAUUUCAUUAAGAGCAACCCAA